GGCUCGCGAUCGUCGUAUGUUUCGAACGUUCGGAAAUCGAAUUUCGAAGACAUUACUCGGUCUUCUCCGGCUGUGAUCGUCAUAUGUUUUAGACCGUUUUUAAUUUGAAUUUCGAAGACGCUUGACCGUUCUGUAGAGUUGUAAAAUAGUUGAAUUCGGUGUGGUUGUAAGAAUGAAGAUGUAUUGGGGAUUGUUGGUGGUAGCUCUGUGUGGUGGUGCGGCGGCUCAUACGAUGCACUUGGGGAAAUGUCCCGUCGUCGAGCCUAUGCCAGGAUUUGAAAUGAACAAGCUCCUCGGCGUAUGGUACGUCAUUCAGAAGACCUCGACCGGCUCCAGCUGCAUCACGUACAACUUCACCAGGACCUCGGAGCCCGGCACUUACGAGAUCGAGCAGGUCUCGCAGCAUCUCGUGCUGGGGCUGACGCCGUUGAAACACGACUACAGAUACACUGGCGUGCUCACCGUGCCCGACCCUGCGGUGCCAGCGCGGAUGAAAGUGCGCUUCCCCCUCAGCGUGGCCGGGUCCGCGAGCUACGUGGUCCUCGCAACGGAUUACGAUACGUACGCCGCCAUAUUCACAUGCCAGAGCAUACUGUUCGGCCACCGACGGUCAGCCACCAUCCUCUCGCGCACCAAGGAGCUGGACAGAAUCUACGUUGAUAAGUUGCGCACCAAACUGUCCUCUUUCAACGUGAGCCCGUACGACCUGUCCAUCAUCUCGCAGUCCAACUGUCCGAAGCACGUCAACGGGACGACGGAAGGCGUCAACAUCAACAUCGAACCUGACACGUUCUCGUCACAUAACAUCGGAGAAGCUGUGCGGAAGACUGGUGGCGUCAUAGCCGACGGCGUGGAAUACGUAGUGGAAGCCGGCAAGAAGGUAUACCACAAAGUGGCGAGCAGCAAGGAGGAUUUGACCGAGCCGCCCGCCGGCGGCGCGAGGAAUUACGACGCCGACGCCGAGUGGAUGCCUUGAAGGCACACUUAAACUAAUGUAUAGACAGAAACUAAAAAAAUGACGUUCUAAAAUUGGAAGGGCAUUCUAGAAAAGUGUCGGGUACAGUCAGCAGCAGAAGUUGAUAAGCGGGCGAGGCGUUCAAAAUGAUCUUGCCGCGACCACGGAAUAACUAAUAGUACCGCGACUCUAGCGAGCGAGCGUGUCAAGGUAAUUUUGAACAGGCGAGCCUGCUUAGCAACUUUUGCUGCUGACUGUACCUACCUAUUUUUACGUAUUGGUACCAACGUGACGUUUUUUUAAAGCUUCUGAUAUGUCUACUCACCCGUUAAGAAAACCGAGUAGGUGUCAUACAUCUAGUUUUAACUAAAUACAGUAAAUACUCAAUAUUUUAAUUUUUAAGCCAUUCAGAUGUGCCUCAUAGUUACAUUGUACCUAUAUUUGAACGAACAUAAUAAGGUGAAUGUGGGGCAGACUGGUUUUUGUAGACGGUCUUGUCCACAUUGGCCUUACGGUUGUUUACCUUACGGUACUGAGACCAAAGAACCACGUGGAAAAUAAGCAGUAUCAAGAAUAUCACAGAAGACAUAUUUAACUACUUAGUGACAUUAUUUUUAUACUAUUUUUUUGUGAAGAAUAAAGAGUGAAAACUAAA
This is a messenger RNA of Cydia fagiglandana, 1610 nucleotides long. RefSeq names its product apolipoprotein D-like. Gene Ontology annotation, cellular component: cytoplasm. Gene Ontology annotation, biological process: lipid metabolic process; response to reactive oxygen species. Gene Ontology annotation, molecular function: pigment binding. The record is from RefSeq and is a predicted model, not a curated record. The transcript is spliced from 6 exons. Bases 173 to 976 code for a protein of 267 amino acids. Lineage: Eukaryota; Metazoa; Arthropoda; Insecta; Lepidoptera; Tortricidae.